GGCAUAGAACAGCGAACUUUCAACGUAAACCCCACACGCUUCGGUGAGUCACCCCCCAACUCUCCUGUCGACCUCUUUUCCUUCUCUCCCUGCUCUAUCUCUUCUCCUUGUACGAUUUCAAACCCUAUUUCCUACUCUCUCUCUCUCUCUCUGAGGCCCCUAUUUUUGAGCUAUUCCUAUCUAUUUGUUUUUCCAUGUACAAUAAAUUCACGGCAGGCUGAAAAUUGGGGGCCCUAAUUUAUCGUACUGGUGCAUAUUCGGGGCUCUCUCAGUCGAUCAAUCUUGCAUUUUAGGGUCCGCUGACCGAUAAGCUUUGGGUUUUUCUCAAUAAUUCUGGUCCGAUCGAAUUAGGGUCCUCUGGCUCCCGAAUUGGAUAAUUCCGAUUCUGUGCUUCAAUUUUGUACAAAAUAGGGGCUUUAUUAAUCGUUUCUACUGCCUUUGAAUUAUACCGGUCUGGUGUUCAGUGAUUUGUGAAAGUUAGGCUUUUCUUUGCCAAUUGGGGGAAAAUGGAUUCGAGCCGGAGAGCGGUGGAGUCAUAUUGGAGGUCGCGGAUGAUCGACGCCGCCACAUCAGACGAGGACAAGGUCACGCCGGUGUACAAGUUGGAGGAGAUCUGCGAUCUCCUACGAUCUUCGCAUGUCAGUAUUGUAAAGGAGGUCUCGGAGUUUAUCCUGAAGCGGCUCGAGCACAAGAGCCCGAUUGUUAAGCAGAAGGCUCUUAGGUUGAUAAAAUACUCGGUGGGGAAAUCUGGUGUGGAGUUCAGGAGGGAAAUGCAGAGACAUUCAGCAGCCGUGCGCCAGUUAUUUCACUAUAAGGGACAGUUAGAUGCUUUGAAAGGGGAUGCACUUAACAAGGCUGUGCGGGACACUGCUCAUGAGGCUAUCUCUGCUAUGUUUUCUGCAGAGAAUGAUAAGCCAGCUCCUGCUGAAGAUCUUAACAAAAGAAUACAGGGGUUUGGAAAUACGAACUUUGAAAUGCCACCGGAAGAAAGGAAAUCAUUUCUCAGUGAGGUAGUAGGUCUUGGAAGUGCAUCUAUAAAGCAGGGAAUUAGCAAUUUCACACAAGGUCAUUUAGUGAAAAAGAAUGACAAUGGAAGUUACAAGGGUCCAAAUCUUCGGAGGUCACUGACUAUAGAAUCCGAUCAUGCUGAUAGAUAUGAACCUGUUGAUUAUCACAAUGAGACUCAGGGUAGUUUUGGGAUUUCAAAGAAUGCGGCCAGUGGACCUUGGAACCAGGAUUCAAGAGUAUCUAAGAUGGAAAUAACCAACGGGGACUCCAGUUCAAGUUCUAAAGAAAGUAGGACUCGUGAAGAGAGGUUAUUGGAGACCAUUGUAACAUCAGGUGGUGUACGUUUACAGCCUACUCGAGAUGCUGUUCAGAUUUUCCUUGUCGAGGCUGCAAAGUUGGAUGCUUUGGCUUUAAGUCACGCCCUUGAGUCAAAGCUCCAAUCUCCCCAGUGGCAGGUUCGCAUGAAAGCUGUCUGCGUCCUUGAGUCAAUACUGAGGAAAACAGAUGAGGACCAUUUUUUCACUGUGGAGUCUUAUUUCAGUAAAAAUAAAGAUGCAGUGUUGAGAUGUUCUGAAUCUCCUCAAUCUUCUCUGAGGGAAAAAGCUAACAAGGUUUUAAGCCUUUUGGGUGGAGAACAGACAAACAGCACAGCGACUUAUACAGAAAGGACCAUGAAGAGUGAUGCUACUAAUGCUGUUCAAAUGCCCGACUUAAUAGACACUGGUGAUCCAGAUGAUUAUGAUGAUAAUUCUACAAAGAAUCAAAGUGAGCAAAAUCUGGCAAAUGUUUCAAUGCCAGCCCCUCUAAUUGAUGAUUUGUUUGGAGAUGGUCUGGGCACUAGUGCAAGCAUUUCUGAACCAAAAAACGAUGACGACCCCUUUGCGGAUGUGUCAUUUCAUGCUAGUGAUAGUGGGGAACAUGCAGAUGACCUCUUUUCUGGGAUGACCGUUGAUGACAAACAGGUUGCUAAUGGGAAUCUUAUGGCUGGGAAGAGAACUGGAGCUGAACUAUUAGAUUUAUUUGGCUCCAGUCAUGAACUUCCUCAGGAGCAAGAAAGUCAUAAAAAAGAUUUCAAUGACUUCAUGGCUGGUUUUUCCCUUAAUGAAAAUGCCUCCAACAUGAAGCAGAAAGUAACCUCUCCUGGAUCUUUUUCAGAGACUUUGUUCUCAGAUUCAGAUAGUAAUCCCCAGAAUCAGGUUUCCAAUGACACUUUGAGUGCCAUGUUUAGUUCUCAAACGUCCACAAUGAAUCCAAAUGCUGUGUUCCCUCCUGGUGCUAUGUCAUACCAUAUACCUCCUGGCUUCAUGCUCAACCCCGCAUUUUCUUCUCAGCCAAUAAAUUAUGCUGCCAUGGGGAAUCUUUUUGCUCAGCAGCAAUUGCUAGCAAGCCUCCAACACCUUGGGAACAUGAAUGCCCAAAAUGCUGGUGUCAGUCAUGUUGGUGGUAGUAAUGGAGCAUAUUCUUCACCCCUUCCUGAUGUAUUCCAAUCAAACUUUCCUGCUCAAACUCCUAGUUCACUGAUGAACGGUUCAAAGAAAGAGGAUACCAGAGCUUUUGACUUUAUCUCUGACCAUCUUGCUGCAGCUCGUGAUCAAAAGAGGAUGGUUUGAAUUUUAAGCUUAUACUUUAUCAUGAAGGUCUGGUUUAGGCCUUCGAUUAUGGCUUUACAGCGUGUAGAUUGAAGCAGGAUAUACAAUUGACAACAAAGAAGGUAUUCUUUUGCAAUAAUGGAACAUUUGCAAAUAUUACCAAGGCAUGUUUCCGUUAUAAUUGCAUUUCAAGUGAUACCGAGAGGAAUUUCCUGGACUAAGAGUCGAAAUGGAGGAAUGAGAAUGUAGUGCUGUAGCUCGAUUAGUAUUUUAAAUCAUUAUUGCCGGCACUUAUUGGAUGUCUUUCUCCUUUGUAAUGGAUUGAUAGUGCUCUGUUUCUUCAUCCCUCUUUUUUUGUGUUAAAAAAAAACCUUUUCUCCCUCACGAGAUUACAUGCGGUGCAUGGUUUUUUUACCCAGAAAGUCAAUAAAAAGCAGUAAAUUGUUCCUUUA
Molecule: messenger RNA, 3049 nt
Organism: Juglans regia (Persian walnut)
Lineage: Eukaryota; Viridiplantae; Streptophyta; Magnoliopsida; Fagales; Juglandaceae
Product: protein MODIFIED TRANSPORT TO THE VACUOLE 1
Exons: 5
Coding region: 507-2618 (703 amino acids)
Cellular component (GO): trans-Golgi network membrane
Molecular function (GO): phosphatidylinositol binding; ubiquitin binding
Source: RefSeq, a predicted model, not a curated record